GCUGCUGCUCAAGUGCAGUAUCGAUCUGAAGGGUGAAUGUGUCGGGAGCCUCAGAGAGCCAUUCAGAGGCGUUCUGAGCAGGGAACCGACCUCUUCCCGUAAGAAAGUGGUUUCUACCUGCCUUUGCCGCCCGCGACAUCCUUGGUGAAUGAAGGGGAAGGCGAGAAGGGGCAGUGGUGCUGCUACGGCGAUUGAGCGAGCGGGCUGCUGCCGCUGCGGUCGCUGCUGCCACCGCUCCGCCUGCUGCUGCUGCAGCUCCAUGUAGCAGACAGUGAGGAGUUCACUGAAAAAAAGGCAGAGCAGCAUGCGGCUACCCGGAGGGUGUUGAUUGAAACUUAGAUUCUCCCCGAUCGCUGUUGAUUGGACUGAUGCUCCAGCAUUGCCAGGGAAAAGAUUUCAAUUAAGGUCCCUAUAGAUGGAAUUUAUUGCGGCAAAUACCUUGUCAUCAGGAGGAUUAAUGCCUGCAUUAGCAUUUCUGCAAUAAAAUCAGAAGCUAAGUGGUGAAGGCCACAGACACCUCAAACCUGGAUUCCUGUGCUCGGCAUUAAGUGCUGGAGUUUUUAUUACUUGCGGUAGGGAAGCCAUUGCCAAUGCUCACAAGGAACUGCUUAUCCCUCCUUCUCUGGGUCCUGUUCGAUGGAGGUCUCCUAACACCACUGCACCCACAAGCACAAGAGAUUUUGGAAGCACAGCCAAGAGAAAAUGUUGUCCCAGUGCCAGAGAGGAGAUCAUCUGCCCAGCGAGUCAAGCGAGGCUGGGUGUGGAACCAAUUUUUUGUUCUGGAGGAGUACAUGGGCUCUGAACCUCAGUAUGUGGGAAAGCUUCAUUCUGACUUGGACAAGGGAGUGGGCAGUGUUAAAUAUACCCUUUCAGGAGAUGGUGCUGGCACAGUUUUUACCAUUGAUGAGACCACGGGAGACAUUCAUGCCAUAAGGAGCCUAGAUCGAGAAGAAAAACCUUUCUACACACUCCGGGCUCAGGCUGUGGAUGUUGACACCAAGAAACCACUAGAGCCUGAAUCAGAGUUCAUCAUCAAAGUGCAGGACAUUAAUGAUAAUGAGCCAAAGUUUCUGGAUGGGCCUUACGUUGCCAGUGUCCCAGAAAUGUCUCCAGUGGGAGCAUAUGUGCUUCAAGUAAAGGCGACAGAUGCUGAUGACCCCACUUAUGGAAACAGUGCUAGAGUGGUUUACAGCAUUCUUCAGGGGCAACCAUAUUUCUCCAUUGAUCCCAAGACAGGUGUAAUAAGAACAGCUUUGCCAAACAUGGACAGAGAAGUGAAAGAACAAUAUCAAGUUCUAAUCCAAGCCAAGGACAUGGGAGGACAGCUGGGAGGACUAGCUGGUACUACCACUGUAAACAUUACUCUCACGGAUGUCAACGACAACCCACCCAGAUUUCCUAAGAGUAUCUUCCAUUUAAAAGUACCUGAGACCUCUCACGUUGGUUCUGCUAUUGGACGGAUCAGAGCUGUGGACCCUGAUUUUGGGAAAAAUGCAGAAAUUGAGUACAACAUAGUUCCAGGAGAUGGAGGAAACUUGUUUGACAUCACGACAGAUGAGUACACCCAGGAAGGAGUCAUUAAACUGAAAAAGCCAUUGGACUUUGAAACAAAGAAGGCAUACACCUUUAAAGUGGAGGCCUCCAAUCUCCAUCUUGACCAUCGAUUUCACUCAGUGGGUCCAUUCAAAGAUACUGCCACCGUGAAGAUAAAUGUGUUGGACAUGGAUGAGCCUCCAGUGUUCAGCAAGCCCGUGUACACAAUGGAAGUCUAUGAGGACACACCUGUGGGGACCAUUAUAGGUGCAGUGACAGCACAAGACCUCGAUGCUGGCAGCAGCUCAGUUAGAUACUUCAUGGAUUGGAAGAAUGAUGUGGACAGCUACUUUACAAUAGAUGCCACUGAAGGAACCAUUGCUACUAAUGAAUUACUGGACAGAGAAAGCACAGCACAAUACAAUUUGUCUAUAAUUGCAAGUAAAGUUAGUAACCCACUAUUAACCAGCAAAGUCAAUGUUAUAAUAAAUGUUUUGGAUGUCAACGAGUUCCCUCCUGAAAUUUCAGUUCCAUAUGAGACAUCUGUAUGUGAAAAUGCCAAGCCAGGACAGGUGAUACAGAUCAUCACUGCAGCAGAUAAAGAUUUGUCACCAGCUGGGCAAAGGUUUUCCUUCAAACUGUCAUCUGAGGCUUCCAACAAACCAAACUUCACAGUCCAUGACUACAGAAACAACACAGCUGGGAUUGAAACCAGGAGAAAUGGCUACAGCAGAAGGCAGCAAGAGCUGUACUUUCUUCCAAUAGUAAUUGAAGACAGCAGUUACCCUGUCCAGAGCAGCACAAACACUCUGACCAUCCGUGUUUGCAGAUGUGAUUCUGAUGGCACCAUCCAGUCCUGCAAUGUGGAAGCAAUCUUCUUACCAGUCGGCCUCAGCACAGGAGCUUUGAUUGCAAUCUUGCUGUGUAUUGUUAUACUUCUAGUUAUUGUAGUACUGUAUGUAGCACUACGGAGGCAGAAGAAGAAAGACACCCUGAUGACCUCUAAAGAAGACAUCAGAGAUAAUGUUAUCCAUUAUGAUGAUGAAGGAGGUGGAGAAGAGGACACCCAGGCUUUUGACAUAGGUGCCCUGAGGAAUCCCAAAGUGAUUGAAGAUAAUAAAAUACGCAGGGACAUAAAACCAGACACCUUGCGUUUUACGCGCCACAGACCACCAGCAGAAGAUAACACAGACAUAAGAGAUUUCAUUAAUCAAAGGCUGCAGGAAAAUGAUGUAGAUCCAUCUGCACCCCCUUAUGACUCCUUGGCAACGUAUGCUUAUGAAGGAAAUGGAUCUGUUGCAGAGUCUCUCAGCUCUAUAGACUCCCUCACAACAGAGGCAGAUCAGGAUUAUGACUAUCUGAGUGAUUGGGGACCUCGCUUUAAGAUCUUGGCAGAUAUGUUUGGAGAAGAAAGUUAUAACCCUGACAAAGUCACUUAAGUACAACUACAACAGUGAAACAAAAUGAAAAGCAAACCAACAACAAAUUUAAAAGAUAAACCUAAGCUUUAUAUAAGACACAAUUACUUUGAUUAUAAAAGACAGCGAUUGUUUCCAGCAAGUUACUACAUUUAUCAUACCGUCAGCUUUGGUUUGAUUUGAGAAAGAAUGAUAAAUCCUGUAACAUACA
Zonotrichia leucophrys gambelii is the source of this 3162-nucleotide messenger RNA. RefSeq names its product cadherin 12 (gene CDH12). NCBI's taxonomy places the organism in Eukaryota, Metazoa, Chordata, Aves, Passeriformes, Passerellidae. Gene Ontology annotation, cellular component: adherens junction; catenin complex; plasma membrane. Gene Ontology annotation, molecular function: cadherin binding; calcium ion binding. The record is from RefSeq and is a predicted model, not a curated record. Bases 591 to 2972 code for a protein of 793 amino acids. Gene Ontology annotation, biological process: cell-cell junction assembly; adherens junction organization; multicellular organism development. The transcript is spliced from 13 exons.